ACAUACAUAUACUCUCUCCCUCGGGUGUUCUGUAAACGCUGAAACCCAACCCAUCUAUCGGAUGUCCGCGCUCAUUCUCAAUGUAGACGCCAUGCCGAGCAUAGCACGCGGUACGAUUAACGCGAAUUUCAAUUAAUUAUUAUUGUUUUUACCAUAUAAUGUAAUUGCAAUUAAGUAUUAAUUGAUUUUAAAGUAACAGUGUUUUGGGAAUAGUUUGUGCCUUCCAAAGAGUGUUCACUAGCAGAAAUAGUGCGCGGUUAAAAAGCCGUUAGUGUACCUCCAUUUUGAAAAACGGUAAUGAUGUUUUAAGUGAUUUGUACAAUUUUCUAAAUUCUGUGGUUUAAGGAAAGUGGUUUUUCGGAAGUACCCCUUUUGUACUGAAAGUUACAAAGGGUUUUUAGUUUCUAGCAGAGGAUUUGCUAUAUAUACGUUCUGCAUACUGUUUGCUGCAUUGCUCGUAGUAAAUAGCAACUAAGCUUCAAAUUAUUGCUUUGCAAAUGAAGUCUGCAUUAAUAUUGAAUCCGAAUUUAGCCAAAUAUUCCGAAUAAUAGUUCUUGGAUGUCCGCUAAUAUGAGAGAGAAAUUCGCAAACUUUUCCGGAAGGUUAGUCCUAUUUGCCAAUUUGUUCUUUUCGUUCCGUUACUAAGCGAAACUCUUUUAGUGUUUUCCAAAACAUAUUUGUCAUUUGAACCAAAUUUCGUAUCUUUUCAAUUAGUAACUUUAUCUUUCCGUUAAAAUAAAGAAGCAUCUUGAAUGUUUGUUAACCAUUUAGUGAGUUGUUAAUCUUUUGCUUUUCUUACCUGUGGUUAACUUUCGUACACUUUACUAUUCUUGGUUACAAUUCUUAGUUACAAUUUGUACCCUUGGUUAAAAUUCUCUUCCCUGGGACCCCUUCGCUCCAUCUGGAUCAAAAAUGACGACAAUGGGAGUAACAGUCUUCUGCAACAGAGUCCAAAUACCAAACAGCGAUCGCGAACAAAUGAUGUUGCUGCGCACACUACAGGACAAUGAGAGCAACAUUCUCGGCAAUUCUCGUCAACAAAUAAUAGCGCCAAAAAGUGUCCUAGUGUCAAAUCAAAGUGUCCCAUUAGUAAAUGCAAAUCCAACCAGUGCUAUAAGUGUCCAGCAGCAAGUGACUGUUCUACCUGCGUACGAUUCGACAAGACUCAAGAAACACGGUAAGAAUGGUCAACCGCCACCGAUGGCAGUUGCUAGACGCAAUGCCAGGGAGAGGAACCGAGUGAAGCAGGUUAAUGACGGUUUCACUAAACUUAGAUCCUACAUACCCAAUCAUGUAGCCGCCGGCUAUGGCGAUCGGGGGAAAAAACUCUCAAAAGUCGAAACACUCCGAAUGGCUGUGGAGUACAUUAGGGGUCUGAAGAAAUUGUUGUCCGAAGCUGAUGGGGUGGAUUAUGAUUUUAGUAGUGUUGUUGAUCAGGGAAUUGCUACACCAUCACCUAGUGGGAGUGUACUUUCGAGUAGUACGCACAAUGGUUCGGGGGAGAGAUUGUCCUUGGAGGAUGAGGUACCCCAACCGGAAGAGGAGGAUGGGGAUUAUCUUCUUGAGGAGGAGGAUGAUGAUGACGAACGACGUGGGCAGAGGAAUUCCCUAGCUAUCAGAUUAUCACCAAAUCUCCGAACUGCCACCACAACAGCAAAGAGAAAACGAACUUCCCUUAGUGACUACUAUGGACAAACCAUUGGCGACGAGGAAAAUGUGGAACCAAACGAAUCACGAGGGACGUACGCACGUUUUUCGCCAACAUCAGUGGCGUCGCCAGUAGUGGUGAAAAAUGAAUUUUGCCCGGUUCAAAAUGAGGAGAAUCUGCAAACCAGAGUCAUUCUCUCGCCAUACAGUGGGAGUACCGAGAUUGUUGAGGUCCUUCAUCCGGAAGACGAGGCGGGAACAACGGUUAUCUAUACCACAAGUCCCGAACCAUUUUCGGGCGCUUUGUACUAUAAGCAUGAACCUUCCGAGUCUGGCGAAUUUAUGGACGUCGUCAGCUGGUGGGAACAGGAACAGGGACGACUGGUUCACCAUACUCAAACUCACGCUCAACGACUGACGCACGUCUAACCGCACAUACGAUAUUAUUCUUCCUCAAGGAGAUAGAGAUGAGAAGGUGGGGGGAAAAUAUCCAAAGCGUCUGUAAUUUGUAAAUUGUAAAUUAUUUAAUUUAAUUUAAAAUUCAUUGACACAAUAAUUAAUUUAUAUUAUACUUGUAAUAUUUAUUUAUUAAAUUUUUUUAUAUUUUGAUUUUUAAGAAAAAAAUUAGACGAUGAAAUCGAAUGUGCAUGCGAUAUGAAUGUAAAGAAAAUGUAAUAAGUAUAAUUUAAAACAGUAUUUCAUAAGACUUUCAGUGUGAUAAAAAAGAAGGAUUGACAA
Leptopilina heterotoma is the source of this 2385-nucleotide messenger RNA. Its product is annotated as achaete-scute complex protein T8-like. Gene Ontology annotation, biological process: positive regulation of transcription by RNA polymerase II. The record is from RefSeq and is a predicted model, not a curated record. Gene Ontology annotation, cellular component: RNA polymerase II transcription regulator complex. Gene Ontology annotation, molecular function: RNA polymerase II transcription regulatory region sequence-specific DNA binding; protein dimerization activity; DNA-binding transcription factor activity, RNA polymerase II-specific. The transcript is spliced from 3 exons. The coding region runs from base 913 to 2076 and encodes 387 amino acids. NCBI's taxonomy places the organism in Eukaryota, Metazoa, Arthropoda, Insecta, Hymenoptera, Figitidae.